Messenger RNA from Medioppia subpectinata, 1266 nucleotides. The record is from the annotation of a GenBank genome assembly. NCBI's taxonomy places the organism in Eukaryota, Metazoa, Arthropoda, Arachnida, Sarcoptiformes, Oppiidae.
GUGCCACAACUAUCGCUCCGAUUGGGCAGUAAAUUACGGCACUCACACAUCCAGGAGGGUAACGAUGUUUACUUCGAGUGCAAUAUACGGGCCGCGCCGUGGGUUACAGAGAUUAGGUGGUGGUUUGAGGGCAAAGAGAUCCACACCAACACAUCGGCGGGUGUUAUCGUCAGCAACCAAUCGCUAGUACUUCAACGCGUCCAACGGCUACAGAGAGGACGCUAUACCUGCAGUGCUGUCAACACUGAAGGCGAGGGCGAAAGCAAUUCAGUGCACCUCAGAGUACAAUACGCGCCCGUCUGUAAGCCAGGCCAAAAGAUACUGUACGGCGCGGCCAGACAUGAAUCGGUGAAAAUCUACUGCGAGGUUGAGGCCGAUCCGCCCGAAGUGAACUUCCGGUGGGGUUUCAACUCGUCGGGCGAGCAAAUGGAGAUCAUGAACCACGUGACAGAGGGCUCGACCAGUGUGGCCACGUAUAUGCCUCGCACUGAGUUUGAUUACGGGGCCCUUUUCUGUUGGGCUCGCAAUUCCGUGGGCACACAACUAGAGCCGUGCACUUUCACUAUCAUACCCGCGGGUCCGCCCGAUUCGGUGAAGAACUGCACUGUAAUGAAUGUGACGGAAGACUCAAUCAAAGUAGACUGCGUGGAGGGCUAUGACGGCGGACUCCUUCAGCACUUUAUACUUGAGAUUCACGACACGAUUCAACAUAAACUGAAGGCCAACAUCAGUAACGCGUGGCCGUCGUUCACAGCCAAACGUCUUCCGUCGGGCAGUAGUUUCCUGAUUGUCAUAUACGCGGCCAACACUAAGGGCCGAUCCAAAGGGGUCGCUCUCACGGCCACCACAUUAUCACUGCCAGAAUCCAUGAAUAGAUUGGGCAGAGGCAAUGUCUGGCAAUUAAGUUUCAGUCCAGUGCUGGCCGUACUAAUAGCCAUAGUGUUCGCACUCGUCGUCAUUGCCUUUGUUAUCGUAAUCGUUAUGAAGUUUAAGUCCAGUUCUGCUCGACUUCGCAAUGAAAGAGCAAAAAACCGUAAUAUGAAAGACAAGACAACUAUCGCUAUAAGAAAGAGCGUGGAUGAGAUUUGCGAUGUGUGCACUUGUGGGGGUGACCAGGAUGAUAAAUGCCCAGAUAUUAUUCCAGCCAAUUGUCCGCCACAUCCAGUGUUUAGUACAUUACAGCACCCGAGAAGGGUUCGGGUGUUACCCCCGCACGCCAUCAGAUCCAACGAUGACAUCAAUACACACCAACACACAGAUGUCUGA